AUGGUAGACUUUUACAACUGGAAUAGGGUGAGGGUGAAGUUGUUAGUAGACAAAACCCAACAGAAGUAUUGUGCUGGUUCAUCUUUCACCGGUGAUAUCGAACAAGUUGACCCUGGAUCGGCUAAGAAUUUGCCUCCAUCUUGCUCAUAUGCAAUGGAACCAAGUCUGUGCUUUUUUCCUCAGAAUGUUGUUCCAUAUGUCGAGACUCCAUUGUUUAUAAUCAAUUCACACUAUAACUCUUGGCAUAUUGAAAAUAUUUUGGUUCCUAAAUACCUCGAUCAUCAACAUGUCUGGGACAAUUGCAAGAAACAAAUAAGCAACUUUUUUGGAGUAGAAUUUUUGAAGGCAUUUGAGGGACUCAACCCUUCUUUUACGAGGGGUUAUUUCAUCACAUCUUGCCAUUCUCAUGGUGCAAUUAUGUUGACGAAUUUCUGGUUGAGUCCUACCUCUCCAAGAUUACUUCAUAAGACAAUUGGUGAAGCUGUUGCGGAUUGGUUUUUUGACAGAGCAGAGUUUCACUAUAUAGACCUAUAUCCUUGUGCUCGAGAUUGUGUUCUAUAA
Molecule: messenger RNA, 561 nt
Organism: Nicotiana attenuata
Lineage: Eukaryota; Viridiplantae; Streptophyta; Magnoliopsida; Solanales; Solanaceae
Product: pectin acetylesterase 11-like
Exons: 6
Coding region: 1-561 (186 amino acids)
Biological process (GO): cell wall organization
Cellular component (GO): plant-type cell wall
Molecular function (GO): pectin acetylesterase activity
Source: RefSeq, a predicted model, not a curated record